Molecule: messenger RNA, 7242 nt
Organism: Penicillium canariense
Lineage: Eukaryota; Fungi; Ascomycota; Eurotiomycetes; Eurotiales; Aspergillaceae
Gene: ags2
Product: alpha-1,3-glucan synthase Ags2
Exons: 6
Coding region: 1-7242 (2413 amino acids)
Biological process (GO): fungal-type cell wall (1->3)-alpha-glucan biosynthetic process
Cellular component (GO): fungal-type cell wall
Molecular function (GO): alpha-1,3-glucan synthase activity
Source: RefSeq, a predicted model, not a curated record
AUGCAGUGGAAGUGUGUAGUUGUGGUGUUCGUUCAUCUUACAGCGACAGGACUAUGCUGGCCCUACGAUGGGUCUCUUGCUUCCUACAACCUCAAUGAAAAUAACACUGCGACUAACCCAGCUGAUUACUGGGGAGAAUGGCCCAACCAUGCCUACUUCCCUUCUCCAGAUAACUGGCGCUUUCCGAUAUACUCUCUCUUCCUUGACCGAUUCGUGAAUGGAGAUCCAACAAAUGACAACAUCAAUAGUACGCUGUUUGAGCAUGACUUGAACUCCAAUCAGAUGCGUCAUGGGGGAGAUGUGGUUGGAUUGGUGGAUACUUUGGAUUAUUUGCAAGGAAUGGGAAUUAAGGGUAUUUACCUCGCCGGAACUGUGUUGAUGAACCAGCCAUGGAGUUUCGAUGGAUAUUCAGCCCUUGAUACUACCUUGCUCGAUCAGCACUUCGGCACACUCCAAGCCUGGAGAGAUGCUAUAACAGAGAUCCACAAUCGAGGCAUGUAUGUCAUUUUCGACAAUACUAUUGCUACGAUGGGAGACUUGAUUGGCUUUGAGGGAUACCUCAACUCGACCACGCCAUUCUCACCAAGAGAGCACAAAGCUCAGUGGAAGUCUGACCGCCACUACGUUGAUUUUCAUUUUGGCAACACCUACAAUCAAACCUGCCACUAUCCCCGUUUUUGGAAUGAAACUGGCCUUCCGGUCGAGAAGCAUGUUCUGGGUGAGUUAAAGGGAUGCUACGACAGUGACUUCGAUCAAUAUGGUGAUAUUGAAGCAUUCGGCGUGUAUCCUGACUGGCAGCGGGAACUGGCAAAGUUUGCCUCGGUUCAAGACCGUCUUCGUGAAUGGAUACCUAGUGUCAGAGAGCGUCUCAUUAGGCACUCAUGCAUGAUUAUUGCUUCCCUCGACAUUGACGGGUUUCGAUAUGACAAAGCGACACAGGCCACCGUCGAUGCGCUUGGUGACAUCUCUGGGGCUUACAGAGACUGUGCUCGGCGUGUGGGCAAAACCAAUUUUUUCUUACCAGGAGAAAUUACAGCCGGAAACACCUUAGGCUCUAUCUUUCUUGGUCGUGGUCGUCAACCUGAUAUGCUUCCGCAGACACUCGAUGAGGCAUUUGGGUUGACAAAUUCAUCCGACUCAACCUUCUUCCUUCGGGAUGAGAGCCACCAAGCCAUUGACGGCGCUGCCUUCCAUUAUUCAGUUUAUCGCUCCCUCACUCGAUUCUUGGGCAUGGAUGGAAACCUCGCAGCUGGCUAUGAUAUUCCAGUCAACUGGACAGAAGCAUGGUACCAGAUGGUGCUCACCAAUGAUCUCAUCAACUCAAAUUCGGGGAAAUUCGAUCCUCGCCAUAUGUACGGUGCGACAAACCAAGAUGUUUUCCGCUGGCCGACCGUCGAUAUGGGCAUUGAGAGGCAUCUUUUGGGUCUUUUCAUCACAACGCUUCACUUGCCCGGAAUACCUUUGCUGCUGUGGGGUGAAGAGCAGGCAUUCUAUAUCCUUGAUGCCACAGCUUCAAACUAUAUUUAUGGUCGUCAAUCAAUGUCCCCUGCAACAGCGUGGAAGACUCAUGGCUGCUUCAUGAUGAUUUCAGAACAAUACUUCAACUGGCCAAUCAAAUCAGGGCGACUGGGUUGUCAUGAUCAGACUGCCACAUAUGACCACCGGGAUCCUUCUCAUUUUAUGCGAAACAUCAUCAAACAUAUGUACCAAAUGAGACAGGAUUUUCCUGCGCUCAACGAUGGUUGGUGGAUACAAUUGCUUUCCAACCAGACCCACGAAAUCCAGUACCCUGGCUCCAACGGCAUACCAACCGAGACAGGCAUGUGGUCGGUGCUACGAAGCCCUUACUAUCAAGCACAGGAUCUGGGUAACUCCGGGAACCAGACGGUAUGGUUUGUCUAUCAAAAUGACAACAGAACUCUGGCUUAUGACUUUGACUGCUCCGAUCGAAACCUGGCGCUCAUCGCUCCGUUUGACACCAAAAUUACCGUGAAGAACCUGUUCUAUCCACAUGAUGAACUUACUCUCAAGGACGGUCCCACGAAGCUACAUCUGAAUGGAUCUCAAGAGUUUAAUGGUUGUCUCGAUAGACUUACGCUUCAGCCGUACGAGUUCAGGGCCUACGUUCCGAUAGAGAAGUUUGUACCUCCUCGCCCCCCUGGAGAGCGCGAGACCCUUGAAAUCGGGUUGUAUUUCUCUACAGAGAUGGACUGCACACGGGUGUCUGAAUCAAUUUCGCUCGAGUCAUCAACUGAGACUGGCGCAAUCGCGUCUGUUGACCUGGGCUCUGCCAACUGCGGAAUCAUCGAGAAUGAUGAAGUGUCCUAUUCUGGACAAAUUCCAGCCAAAUGGGCUUGGACAGCCACUUUAACUGACGUUGAAAAUGGCGUUCACCGGUUGACGGUCAACAACGCAACGAGCAUCGACGGGAGGGCUACAGAUGCCGUCGACCACUUUUUGAUUCGAAUUGGCCAACAUGACAACCCUAUGAUCUUCACUUCGGCCAAUUACUCCACCAACCUUCUCCACGAGCGGGAAGAUGGCACUCUCUACGUUCAGCAGCAUGCAGCUGGGGCGGACAUGUAUCGCUACUCGACGAAUUGGGGCACUACGUUCUCCAGGUGGCUUCCGUAUAUUGGAGGAAAUCAAUCCAUUCAAGAACAGCAUUGGACUGGGACGAAGAACCAGAAGUGGAAAGGGCAACACAUUCGUGUUGAGUACUGGAGCCGCUUGACAGGAAGCAGUGAUUAUGUCCAAGAGGGCGAUGGCGCCCACUGGAACUCCCCAGUGCCUCGUCGAUUUCCUCAUAUGUUCUUUAACGGACCCUUCAACGAAUAUGGCUACGAUGCUGGCUUGGCCAAUGUGGUGGAACAAGAUAGCGAUGGUAUAUGGAAAUUCCGCUUCAUGGCUGAGUGGCCAUCUCAAGGCCAGCUCAAUGUUUGGGGCAUCAAUCCCGACGGUCAACCCGAUCAAAGCUAUAUCUUCGGUGACUCUGAUGGAGACUCGGUUCUUGACCGUCUACCACCCUCCUCCCUCAGCACGACGACGAUCAAUAUCACGGAACAUCCACCUGAUCCGCACUUGGCUUGGAGGAUUCAUCUUGAUGAUGCGACUCUACGAUUCAAGUUGGUUCCAGCGGGCUCUAAAUACGUGCAGAUGGCUCUCUUUUUCAUGCUAUGCAUUAUCCCUGUCAUCACCGCCAUAACUUGCGCCUAUAUAUUCAAAAAGACUUUCUACCGAAUCAAAUUCAACCAGGUCGGCGUGAGCGAGAAGAAAACGCUCAUAUCCCUGGAUAUACUGAAGAGACUUAAGGCAGACGAUAUCAGAUGUGGAGAGCCACGAAGUCUAACUGCUCGAUUGGCAAACAAGUCGAGGUUUCUCCAAAGUACCUCGGCAUUUGGCAACCGCACAUCACACAAACGAAACGUUCUAGUCGCGACCAUGGAGUACAACAUUGAUGACUGGGGGAUCAGGAUCAAAAUUGGUGGUUUAGGCGUCAUGGCACAGCUCAUGAGCAAGCAACUUGGUCACUUGGAUCUCAUCUGGGUCAUACCAUGCGUCGGUGGAAUCGAAUAUCCCGUGGACAAACCCGCAGGAUCGAUGUUUGUCAUGAUCCUUGGAAACGCUUACGAAGUCAAAAUUCAGUAUCAUGUUCUUAGGAACAUUACCUACGUUCUCCUUGAUGCGCCGGUUUUCCGCCAGCAGUCUGCCAAGGAGCCCUAUCCAGCGCGAAUGGAUGACCUUGACAGCGCUAUAUACUAUUCCGCAUGGAACCAAUGCAUUGCUCAGACACUCAAAAGAUUUCCUAUUGAUUUGUAUCACAUUAACGACUACCAUGGUGCAAUUGCGACUCUUUAUCAGCUACCUGAGACUAUUCCGAUCUGUCUUUCGCUUCACAACGCAGAAUUCCAGGGCUUAUGGCCGAUGCGCACACUAAAGGAAAAGAGUGAGGUGUGCUCUGUCUUCAAUCUUGAUAUGGAUGUUGUUACGCGCUAUGUCCAGUUUGGAGAGAUCUUCAAUCUAUUACAUGCUGGAGCGAGUUACCUGCGCCUUCACCAGCAGGGCUUUGGUGCUGUUGGGGUAUCCAAGAAAUAUGGUAAGCGGUCUUACGCACGCUACCCUAUCUUCUGGGGCCUAAGGAAAGUUGGAAAUCUGCCAAAUCCCGACCCUUCAGACACCGGUGAAUGGAGCAAAGUGUUACCCAAGGAGAGUGAGAUCAGUGUUGACAACGACUACGAAAUGCGUCGAGCUGAACUUAAACGCCAGGCACAAGAAUGGGCUGGUCUCCAUCAAACUCCCGAUGCCGAUGUCCUAGUCUUCGUUGGCAGAUGGUCAAUGCAAAAGGGAAUCGAUCUAAUUGCGGAUGUGAUGCCUGGUGUUCUCGAAUCUCGAUCGAGCGUCCAGCUAAUUUGUGUGGGGCCUGUCAUCGAUCUAUACGGCAAGUUUGCAGCACUCAAGUUGGACCGCAUGAUGAAGCUCUACCCAGGCCGUGUUUUCUCAAGGCCACAUUUUACGGUGCUACCUAACUUCAUCUUUUCUGGUGCAGAAUUUGCACUGGUUCCUUCUCGUGACGAGCCAUUUGGUCUGGUUGCCGUCGAGUUCGGUCGCAAAGGCGCUCUCGGUAUUGGCGCUCGAGUAGGUGGACUCGGACAGAUGCCCGGAUGGUGGUAUACGGUUGAGUCGACAACAACUUCGCACCUUCUCAAGCAGUUUAAGCUUGCCAUUGACAGUGCUCUGAGUUCAAAAUAUGAAGUUAGGGCCAUGAUGCGUGCGAGAUCCGCUAAGCAACGCUUCCCUGUCGCCCAGUGGAUUGAAGAUCUGGAAAUUCUCCAGUCUACCGCUAUUCGGGUUCACAACAAGGAGCAAGCAAAAGCUCAGGCACAAUCAAAUGUCGCGCCUUAUGGAUACAACGCUAUAUAUGGAAUGAUGACACCCCAGGCCGCUGCGUCGACCCGGUCGGGUGCUUCCAGUGGCAGUGGUACCUUGACGCCGCCAUCGCGAUCAGCCAGCCGUCCAGGAACCAUGGCCUCCUUGCGGCAAAGUUCCAUUAUCUAUAGCCGUGAUCCUAGUCCUGGCAGUGACGGUAGGCCCAAGUCAGGUCUCAGUCGACACCUUCCUUCUGGUGUCGGUGUUGGCCCACGGCCAGUCUCGGCUCCCCUAGAAACUCUUGGGCGCGGAGACUUUGGAAAAGGGACUGUGGCAGAUGUGGGGGAAACGCAGAAUGGGGUAUCACCAGACACUGAGGAUGAGAGUGAGGAUGAGAUGAUGUCCACUUGCUACGGUGACGAGGAAUACCCGAUGGCAGCCGGUUUGGCUGAGAGAGGACGCCUAAUGGAAGGCUCUUCCCUGAAUCCGCCAUCUUCUGGGAUCGUUCUUACCAAGGAAGCUCUCUCUGCUCGACAUUCAAGUCAGGGCUCCCCUCUUGGGCGAUCUAUCGGGAGCCUUUCAACCUCAGCCGCACCCAGUACAGUGGGAAUAGAAGAUACUCUUCUUCCUCCGUCAAGACCUUGGGCGGAGCCUGGAAACCGCCUCAGCAGUGCAUCGGUGCUAUCCGUGGAUUCUGUCGUUGGUGACAAGAAGGACUAUAAGCUGCAGAAGGUUGACCCUUUCUUCACGGACAGCAAUGGCGAGUACUACAGGGCAUUCGAAAAGAAGUUAGAAGAUCUCAAUGGUUCAAACUCGGAUUCUCAGCUUUGCAUUGAGCAGUAUCUCGAAAAGAGCGAGAAGAAGUGGUUUGAUCGAUUCCGAGAUGCGCGUCUCGGACGCAAUCGGUCGCCAGCCCCCUCAAUGCUGUUUGGCAAAAGCGGAAGCCGCUCUCCUCCAGACUCGAUAACCAAUGACGAUACAAUUUCCCAUGAGAGCGGCACGCCAGAGAGGAAAGCAAAUGACGAAUUCCUUCUUGGUGAUGACUACGUGCCACCCACCGGUCUCAAGAAAUGGAUGCAGAUGCGCAUCGGGGACUGGCCCGUGUACUCCCUAUUUCUUGGCCUGGGUCAGAUAAUUGCUGCCAAUUCCUAUCAGAUCACCUUGCUGACUGGUGAAGUUGGCCAGAGCGAGGAGAAACUCUAUGGAAUCGCAACGGUGUACCUGGUCACGUCUAUUCUGUGGUGGCUCUUCUUCCGAUUCUGCAAGUCGACCCUGGUCCUGGCUGUCCCGUGGUUCUUGUAUGGAACCGCUUUUAUGAUUAUUGGCGUUGCUCACUUCGAGACGAACUCCUUUGCCCGUGGAUGGAUUCAGAACAUCGGCAGUGGUAUAUACGCCGCAGCCUCAUCAAGCGGCUCGAUCUUCUUCGCGCUGAACUUUGGCGACGAAAGCGGCGCUCCAGUCAAGCAGUGGGUAUUCCGUGCUUGCUUGAUUCAGGGCACGCAGCAAGCCUAUGUCAUUGCUCUCUGGUACUGGGGUUCCACGUUGACGAAGGCUUCAAAUGCUGGAAUUGCAAAUGCACAAGGCAAUAUCACAAGCACCUGGAGGAUGACAACCGUCUGUAUCCCAAUCACUGCUUUUCUGUGGGGAGUCGGUGGCCUGAUCUACUUCGGCUUGCCAAACUAUUACCGACAGACUCCCGGCAAAGUCCCGUCAUUCUACAAGUCAGUCUUCCGACGCAAAAUCGUGCUUUGGAAUUGGGUUGUAGUCAUCCUUCAGAACUUCUUUUUGAGUGCUCCCUACGGUCGCAAUUGGAACUUCCUUUGGAUCUCCAAGCACGCCAAGCCAUGGCAAAUUCUCUGCCUCUGUGUCGUCUUCUUUGGGUUUGUCUGGAUAGCAAUCCUAUUUCUGCUCGCCUGGGUAUCCAAAUCACACAGUUGGAUUCUGCCUAUCGUGGCUUGUGGCCUUGGAGCUCCCCGAUGGGCACAAAUCUGGUGGGGAACUUCAGGGUCCGGCCUUUUCCUUCCGUGGGCAGGUAGUUAUGUGUCUGGUGCCCUGGUGUCACGAAGUCUUUGGCUAUGGCUUGGUGUGAUGGAUGCUUUACAGGGUCUCGGCUUUGGCAUGAUCCUUUUGCAGACACUGACACGUAUGCAUAUCUGUUUCACACUACUUGUAUCACAGGUCAUCGGCUCGAUUGCGACCAUAUGUGCGAGAGCGUUUGCGCCGAAUAGAAUUGGUCCAGGACCCAUAUCCCCGGAUAUCACAGCCGGAGCUGAUGCCUUGGGGAAUGCGUGGUUCUGGAUUGCGCUAGUCUUCCAAUUGAUGAUCUGUGGCGGGUUCCUUCUCUUCUUCCGCCGUGAACAGCUCUCAAAACCUUAG